AUGAGACCUCCUGUUAGAAAGAGUACCAUUUACAUUAAGAACUUUGCUGACGUCGAACGCAAAAUCCCAGAGAUCAACAUUAAACCAGGAGACAUCCUUACGAGCUUCGACGCCAUCUCGUUAUUCACCAAAAUACUGCUGACAGGGUAUCUUAACCUGGAGAGUAGGAUCUUCCCUGUAGACAUGUGCAAGAUCUUCGAAGUUAGCCUCGUAUGGAAGGUGGAUUACUACGAGCAGGUAGAUGGGGUGACAAUGGAAAGCUCACUAAGACCGGUCAUAGCCAAACUCUUCAUGGAGCAUUUUGAUAAGAACGCUAUCGGAAUCUCGUGGUACAAGCAAACUGCUUGGUUACUAUACGUGAAUGACACCUUUGCAAAUUGGGGACACGGAAUGGAAAACCUAAACUACUUCCUCCAACACCUGAAUAGGCAUCACCCUAGUAUCCAGUUAACCAUGGAGACUGAAAAUGGCUAA
This is a messenger RNA of Agrilus planipennis (emerald ash borer), 474 nucleotides long. RefSeq lists its product as uncharacterized. The coding region runs from base 1 to 474 and encodes 157 amino acids. The record is from RefSeq and is a predicted model, not a curated record. The transcript has 2 exons. Lineage: Eukaryota; Metazoa; Arthropoda; Insecta; Coleoptera; Buprestidae.